ACCCACAUAUUCAACAAUGGCUGCCGCAGCAGCUCCUACGAGCACCACACCUGCGGCGACCAAGCUGAAGCUGAAGUUGAUGGUGGAUAAGAAGAGAAACAAGGUCCUGUUCGCCGAAGCCGGCAAGGACUUCGUGGACUUCCUAAUCUACAUCCUCUCCCUGCCCUUGAGCGCAGUGGCCAAGUACGUAGCCGCGCCAUCCAGCAUCACCAAACUCCACAACAGCAUCGAGUUGCUUGAGCCUGGUGGACACAUGAAGCCGGAUCCAUCCAACACCAGAUGUAGCUCCAUCGUUAUUCCUCACUUGUUGACCCACGUCCCGCUGUUGCCCCGCUUGACCCCUCCAGUGACGACCCCGGUCGAGAAAACGGUCUACUGUUGCGUCAACAACCAUAGACAUGUCAAAGACAUGGUGUCAAAAAACCCUACUCGUUGCAGAUGUACCGGUUCAUCUGGCUAUGAAUGUAACCAGGAGAUGAAUAACAGGGUGAUGUUCAGUGAUUCUUCGGCUCAGACGAGGGAGGCAGACUACGUGAAGGAGAUGAUCCCAUACAUGGUCGCCGACGAUUUGUCGGUGACUGCUUUGAACUCCACCUCUGUUUUCCAUGCUGUCAAGCUCUGCGAACCGAGCAAUGUGGAGGAGAGGGAGGUUGAAUUUGGCUCUGAUGAGGCUCUGAAGUUGCUGAAGGCCUCCUUGCAUUCAGACACGCCUCUCACCACCGUGUUUCUGAGGCCACAAGUGAAGGAGGAAACUGAUUGAAGCACGCUCCAAAUCGUUAUCCAUUAUUUGGUUGAUACUUGAGAUUUAGUUCUUCACAUUAGUGUCCUGUUUCAUUUCCUUUCUCUGCAACAUUAACGUUCAUGCAUAGUGUAGCCUGUUUCUUGAUUUCCAGGGUAUUUCACAACAAAAGUGUUCCUUAAUC
Linum trigynum is the source of this 923-nucleotide messenger RNA. Lineage: Eukaryota; Viridiplantae; Streptophyta; Magnoliopsida; Malpighiales; Linaceae. The record is from the annotation of a GenBank genome assembly.